AUGAGCAAAACACUUUCCACAAACGAUGUACCGCCUCAAUUCCUCAAGGCCGCCUACCUAGUCGGCCAUGUCCCACUAAAAUCAUUAGCGUCUGAUGCUCGUAUCUCCUAUUCGCUCUAUAUCCCACCAACUCAAUACGAAACUGGAGCAAAUGCCAAGAAACUUCCCUUACUAGUCUGGAUACAUGGCACACGUCGGUUGUUAGAUGCAAUUGACGGAGGAGAACUUGAGAGCUUCGCAGAGUCAACACCAUGUGCUAUUCUUGCGCCUUUGUUUCCUGCUGGUCUCGACGGGCCUAAUGAUUUGGAUUCGUAUAAAAGCAUGCGCUCUAAGACACUUCGGUCUGAUCUUGCACUCUUAUCUAUUCUGGAUGAGAUCGCGCCAAGGUGGCCAGGCCUUGAAACGGAUAGGUUUUUUAUGCUGGGCUUUUCUGGUGGUGGGCAGUUUGCGCACAGGUUUCUGUACCUACAUCCUGAGCGGUUGUUAGGUAUUAGUGUAGGAGCACCAGGUCGAGCGACCAUGUUAAAUCCUACUCUGAAUUGGCCGAACGGGGUAGCUGAUUUGGAGAGUUUGUUUGGUCUGGUGCUUGACAAGCAACGAAUUCGCCGGGUCUCUAUACAGCUAGCGGUCGGGUCAGCGGAUAAUGAGGUUCAUGGGGGCAAUGAGUUUUGGGAAUGGUUGCAAAAGCUCAAGGGCAAAGAGCCAAAAUUGGCUGAGGGAGGAAACCUGGCAACGAUGACUCAGGGAAGACUUCAAACUUUGCAGAAUUUGCAAGCUAGUUGGAAAUCUGACGGCAUAGAUAGUCAAUUGGAUGUAGUGGAAGGUGCCGCUCAUGAAGCUGGAAAAGUACGGCCGUGCCAGCUACAGUUUUUGUGGCCUUUGAUGCAGGCAGCUUUUCAAAAUACCACGAAGAAGGAGUAG
Molecule: messenger RNA, 921 nt
Organism: Penicillium longicatenatum
Lineage: Eukaryota; Fungi; Ascomycota; Eurotiomycetes; Eurotiales; Aspergillaceae
Exons: 1
Coding region: 1-921 (306 amino acids)
Source: RefSeq, a predicted model, not a curated record